This is a messenger RNA of Botrytis byssoidea, 3714 nucleotides long. RefSeq lists its product as uncharacterized. Bases 1 to 3714 code for a protein of 1237 amino acids. The transcript is spliced from 2 exons. The record is from RefSeq and is a predicted model, not a curated record. NCBI's taxonomy places the organism in Eukaryota, Fungi, Ascomycota, Leotiomycetes, Helotiales, Sclerotiniaceae. Gene Ontology annotation, biological process: transmembrane transport.
AUGCCAGGAAAUUCGAGAUACGAAGCUCAGGUCAUUCCGGAUUCCUAUGCUGACCAUGAUCGAACGAGUCGUCCGAAUACCACAUCGAUAAUGUCUGCGGACUGCUGGGAGCAGGAAAUGGUGAGGGAGGGGGGAUUUAAAGGCGAACAACAUUCGAAUCGAUCGUAUUUAGUCCCCCGAGCUUCUGUCCCAGAGCAAACGCAUGCAUACCGUCCUUGGUCUAGAGCUCCUACGAAAACCUCUUCAGGUGUCUGGAUAAUUCUAGUUACAUUGAUCUCAGCUUUCUGGAUUACUCCUACUUCCGCCGUGUUCAUAGAGUUUCAGAACUGUUUGGAAGAGAGCUACCAGGGUAAUACGCCUUAUCAGUUACAAUUUGUUCCGUAUUUCCUAUGGGCAGUGUUCAAUACCACCGAAUCGACUCAUAAUCUUGCGGUUCAAGUAUGGGGUGAUGUUAAGGGAUCAGGUCCAGGGGCAUCAACAACUGAUAAAUUACCCGGAUCCAACGACACAGCGUACUGGCAAAGCAACUCAACCGAUACCUAUAAUGGCAAGAUCGCAGACGAGCCCGAUCCAACAUCUCUAAAGCUCACAACGCUUUUCAAUAAAGUCACUGUGCUAACCUAUCAGCCUUACAGUGCCGCUGUAGAUUUCUGUAACCAGCUUGUCAACGGCACCUGUCCUCUUGGCCCUACCUUCAAUGCAUCAAUAUGGGAUCCAUACACUCUUCCUUCUUUUGGGUUCAACAACAACUUCUACUCUUCGUAUGCUUUCACUUCGUUCUCUGCAACGAUGGUAAUCAAGAAUGGCGACACUGCUGCGACUACUAUUGGUUGCAUAUCAGCUGAUAUUACGCCUGACAUUGGGGACAGUUUAUCUGCCACUGUGAAGUAUGUACCCUUAAUAGUGCUUCUCUGUGUCGCAUUUGCAACUGCUUUUGCGGGCAUAUAUAGUCCUUGGGGCACCAAUGACAUCUUUCGCUGGACAACAAACUAUGGUCGAGAUGCAGACCUGCUCCGUUUGGUCACACCUGGAUUCGGCGAUUGCUUACAAUACAUCCAAUUUGUUGCUCUUACUGGAGGCUUAACACUUGACUAUCCUGGCUUUUAUCAACCAAUCGUUAGUAAAGUUGCAUGGUCAUCAUUGAUGUUCAAUGAAAGCUUCGUAAGCAACACUUAUCAAGACAGUCUGGUCGACGGCAUAUACGUAGUGAAUGGAACUUAUGGUCUUGAUCGCAUGCGACAACUGAUUGGAAUGGGAGAAUCUGAUGAUGUCUGGGCUGGCAUGGCUGUUUGGCUUUUGGCUAUUAUUGGAGUCGUCCUUGUACUAAUCCAGCUGGGUUUCGCUACGCGUUGGGCGUGGAGGCUGCUAAUGGGCACUCAAGAAGAGGAUUUGAGGAAGAAACACGUGCCAUUUUCCGUUGGAAACGUGAUUCGUAUUGUUUUUAAUUAUUUCUUGCUUCCUAUUGUUGCCCUUUCCAUGUUUCAGUUAGUUGAGGCUUCUAGGUCACCAGCCUAUACGACCGGUCUGGCGUUACUUAUGCUGAUCUUAAUUGUCGUUUUUGCCAUCUACCUGUUGUACCUUAUCGCAACAGCAAGACCGAAGUCCUACCUAUUCGAUGAUCUUCCAACGGUGCUUACCUACGGAGCGUUGUACAACACAUAUUCAGACAAUGCAGCCCCUUUCGCCCUCGUACCGGUACUCCUGACCUUUCUCCGCGGUAUCUCAAUUGGAGCUGUUCAACCAUCAGGCAUUGCGCAGCUGGUUCUUCUUGCGAUUUGCGAAGUCAUCACAAUAUUAACCUUACAUGCGUUUCGACCUUUUCAUUCGCCGACAUCAAUGAAUGCCUACCACACUUUCUUCGCUGCGGUGCGCUUCUCAACCAUUUUGUUAAUGAUCGCAUUUGCUCCUUCACUUGGUAUUACUGAAGGGCCAAAGGGCUGGGUUGGCUAUGCGAUUCUCCUAAUGCACGCCAUUGUCCUCAUUCUUGGCUUCAUGUUGAAUGCAAUGCAGACGAUUGUUGAAGUUGCUGCCAGGCUUGCGGGUGCCGGAGGCAAUGAAAGUGGCGCAGCUAGAGGUGGUCUUUCUAAGGUAUUCGGUAUGCGACAAUUGUCUAGAAGGUUGCCCCGUCGGGAUGCCACAUCACGUCAAAGUCAGUUAUCAAGCGCCGCUAUGCUUUCCGACCAAGACAGAAAAUCAUAUCUCGUCGAGGGAGGCAGGCUUCGGAGUCAGUCUGCGGGUAGCGCUGGGAUUCUGCUCAAUAGACAAAGUGCGAACCUCGAUAAUAUGACUGUAGAUGCUUUCGGUGCAAUGCCUACACAUCACGUUGGCAGCGGUGCACCGAGCUCUUAUACCCCAACAACACCAGGAGAGGCAAGCACAUUCUCAUUCCUGCCAUCUGCUGCCGCGCCAAGCGGCCGGGGACGUAAUAAAGGUGCCAUAUUAGGCUUGGAUACAACCGACACAGCCGAUCCUUACUAUCGUCCUCCUAGAUUCCGCCGGCCGACUGCAGAUGCUUAUUCCCCAGGGGCAAGAAGUCGAGGGUCGUGGGCUAGUGGUGAUUGGACUAAUAGGCACGAAUCACCACCUGCCGAUCCUGAUGCCAUUGAGCAUUUGGAAGGUCCUUCAAUUUCUGGCCGUAAUAGUCCAUCUCAGCAACAAGCUUUGGAUGGAGCUCCUUUGGAGCUUAACCGAUCGAAGGCUGACUAUACUACAAGAGAGGUCGACUUCUACUACGGCGUUCGUGGACCUGCUUUGAACGCUGAAGCACCUAGUCGGAGAAUCAAAACUGGUCCUGCAGAUCCUACAGGAAUUCCUGCCUCCGCUGCAGGCUGGUUCAAGAGUUUCUUCAAAGGCAAGACGAAGGAGAAAGGCAAAGGAUUUGAGGUCGUGAGAAGCUCUAGGAUGCCACCAGGAGGGUUGAGCAACGCAAGGAAUGCACCAGGCGAUGAAUCACCACCGGAAGGAAUUCCAGUAGCCACAGGAGCAAUUCGACAUGGUCCAAUUGAUUCCGAUUCUGAUGAUGGGCAUGAUGCCAUCGGUCUAUCAGGACGAGCUGGCCUGUCGCGUGUGGAUGGCGCAGAUGCUGAUGAUGGUGAAUUAGUCAGUCCUAUAGGAUCGGAUGAUGGGCAGAGCUACCAUGAUGACGAGGAUGAGUUUGAAAUGACCAGGAUUUCUGAUAUUCCCCCUUCGCUUCAAGGACUAAAAAUCCCUGAAGGUGGCAUGGAAUUGCCUAGUAGGUUUCCUUCAAAAGCUAGCUCAAGAGUACCUCAUGGUUCACGAGCCGGCGACCCAAUACCAAAUAUGCCUUUAAGUCCUCCAGCUCGAACACCUACAGUUCCGCGAAAGAGUUCUCGUCGAAAAUCACAGAAUACAAGUGUGGACUUGACCAUUCCAGGCAUUAGUCGUCACACACCUCAAAAUUCACUUACUUCACGACUCCCUUUUGAAAGGUCGAAUUCCAACAAGCGACAUUCCGACAUCUCUGCUAGAUCCAGCAUAGCACCGCAUGAGGGAUAUGGACAUUCUCGAAAUACUUCAUUCGGUAAUUUUACCGAGGGAUAUGGGCAUGAUCGGCCGACGAGCGUAGGAUAUGUUUCACAGCAUCACAUCCACACCAUCAACCCACCGGAGAACAAUCCGCAAUAUCUCGGUAGCUCUGCUGAACUGGUGGAUGGACGGAUUAGUGCAAGCUCGUCUAUUGACAAUCCUCGAUGA